UCGCAACCUUGUUUCAGACCAUUUUUCUCUCCCCCAGCACCCAAAAGGUCUUAUUAUUAUUUACUCCCUCUCUCUCUCUCCUUAUAAGUUAUAACCCAUCAUCUUCUCUGAUUCUCUCUAUAUCUAUCUUUCUCUCCCUCCCAAAAAACCCACUUGAAGUUUAGCUCCCUAUAGCUUAAAAACCCAAAUGGCUCUGCAUGCAUUGGGUUUCUAGUUUUCUCUUAUCUCUGUAAUUUCAUCACUCCGAUCCCCUUCCGUGCCAACUACAAGGCCCAGUAACCUCCAAGUGAAACUUGCCUUCCGCUUCGUGAUUAUCGUAAACCCCAGAUGAGAUUACAGUCUCUGUAACCGUUGAGUCAGUUCCAGUUUUUUAGGUGAGAUUUAUUGCGAGCUGACGAAAGAAAACCGAAACGCCCCAUUUCUAGUUUGAAUUUAAAAGAAAUGGCUCCGGCGACUAAUUGGCUAUCCUUCUCCUUAAUGUCCCCCAUGGAAAUGCUAAGGUCCUCCUCCGAGUCUGAGUCUCCCUUCGCUCAGGCUUACGAUACCUCCGCUGUUACUGCUCCCUCUCCUCAUUACUACCUCGACCACUUGUACGCUAACGGGUGGGCGAACCCGAAAUCCGAAGUGUUCUACACGGAAGGUGAGGAAGACCAGCAAACCAAACAGACCCACUCCGAUUCGCUUGCGAGCUUCAUCGACCCACAAACCCAGAACCAGCCGAUUCCCAAGCUCGAGGACUUUCUCGGUGACUCCAUGGUGCGCUACGCCGAUAGCCAAACGGAGACGCAGGACUCGUCGCUGACCCAAAUCUACGACCAGGGCUCGGCCUACUUUGGUGACCACCACCAGAACCAGGAUCUCAAGGCGAUUACUGGGUUCCAAGCCUUUUCGGCUAACUCGGGCUCCGAGGUCGAGGACUCGGCCUCCAUGGCCAGGACUCAGCUCGCUUGCGCCGAGUUUACGGGUCACUCGGUUGAGUCGAUUGGGAACGAGUUGGGUUUCUCGAGCUGUGGUGCUACCGCUACCAACACAAGCAAUGCUUUGUCUCUUGGGGUCACUAAUACUAAUACUAAUACUCAGACCUCGAAUCGUGAAAAGGCCAUUGUUGCGGUGGACACUGAUAGCACUAAGAAAAUAUCUGAUACUUUUGGGCAGAGGACUUCAAUUUACAGAGGAGUUACUAGACAUCGUUGGACGGGUAGAUAUGAAGCGCAUCUCUGGGAUAACAGCUGUAGAAGAGAGGGUCAGGCCAGGAAAGGACGUCAAGUUUACUUGGGUGGAUAUGACAUGGAAGAUAAGGCAGCAAGGGCUUAUGAUUUGGCUGCUCUGAAAUACUGGGGACCUACUGCGACUACCAACUUUCCUGUUUCAACUUACAGCAAAGAACUGGAAGACAUGAAACUUGUGACCAAGCAAGAAUUCAUUGCUUCCCUCAGAAGGAAAAGUAGUGGUUUUUCAAGGGGAGCUUCUAUGUACCGAGGUGUAACAAGGCAUCAUCAACAGGGGCGCUGGCAAGCAAGAAUAGGCCGUGUUGCUGGGAACAAAGACCUUUACCUAGGGACAUUUGCUACUGAAGAGGAAGCAGCAGAGGCCUAUGACAUAGCAGCCAUAAAGUUUAGGGGCAUCAAUGCAGUAACAAAUUUCGAGAUGAAUCGAUAUGAUGUUGAAGCUAUUGGCAAGAGUUCUCUUCCUGUUGGUGGUUCAGCAAAGCGCUUAAAGAUCUCUCUUGAAUCGGAAGAGCAGAAACCAUCUGUGACCAACCAUGAUCAGCAGCAGCAGAAUUCUCAGUGCAGCAGUGGCAGCAACAGCAACAACAUCAAUUUUGCUAAUUCCAUGGCGCAACCAAUUCAGACCAUCCCGUGUGGAAUUCCAUAUGAUCAUGCUGCAGCACUUUAUCAUCACAACCUUCUCCAACAGUUCCAAUCUUAUAACUACUAUGGCAUUACGGAUUCUUCAGCAGGAUCGCACCCUAACAUUGCAACAAGUCAGAUGACAAUGGCGAUGAUGCCCCAGCAGCAGCAGCAGCAGCAGCAGCCAGCUGAGUUCUUUCUCUGGCCUCAGUACCAAACCCAUCAUUCAUAGGGACUAAAAAUGUUGUGGUUUUGUUUCUCCCAUAAUGUUUUGAUAGCCGCUAACAUUAUCCGGCUGACCCAACAUCUGACCCUCACUCCAAUCCACCUCUUGACCUUAUAAUUAGGACUAGGAGUAGGGAAAUCAAGGCAAGUAGGUUUUUUGUUUGGAGGCUAAAGUUAUGGAUAGAGUAGGAAGGAAGCUGGAUUUUGUAUUUAAGGUGGGAAACUUGGAAUGGCGUAUCCAUUUACUUUUAAGAAAUUUUCUUUUGGUUCA
Messenger RNA from Rosa rugosa (rugosa rose), 2346 nucleotides. Its product is annotated as AP2-like ethylene-responsive transcription factor AIL6. Gene Ontology annotation, molecular function: DNA binding; DNA-binding transcription factor activity. Lineage: Eukaryota; Viridiplantae; Streptophyta; Magnoliopsida; Rosales; Rosaceae. Bases 442 to 2082 code for a protein of 546 amino acids. The record is from RefSeq and is a predicted model, not a curated record. Gene Ontology annotation, biological process: regulation of DNA-templated transcription. The transcript has 10 exons.